CCCUGCCGCGCGCGGGGGCGCUGCGCGGCGUCGCCGCGCGCCCUCGUCGACACCGUGGCGGGGCUGGACCGCGAGGUCGAGGCGGUCUUCCGCGGCUGCCUCGCGGCCGGAGGGGCCAGCGAGACGCUCGGGUAUUGGCUCGUCACCCGCGGCCUCCUCGUGACACCCCUGAACAGGACCUCUGGCGACGCGGCCGGGCUGCUCCCCUCGUGGCAGCUUAGCGAGGGCCUCCGCGUUGCGCUGGGCGCCCCAGACGAUGGCGAGCCCGCGCUGGUGGUACGGGCGGUGCCGCGCCGGCGCUUCGAGG
Prorocentrum cordatum is the source of this 307-nucleotide messenger RNA. NCBI's taxonomy places the organism in Eukaryota, Dinophyceae, Prorocentrales, Prorocentraceae. The record is from the annotation of a GenBank genome assembly.